Messenger RNA from Lutzomyia longipalpis, 683 nucleotides. RefSeq names its product pro-resilin-like. Gene Ontology annotation, cellular component: extracellular matrix. The record is from RefSeq and is a predicted model, not a curated record. The transcript is spliced from 2 exons. Bases 202 to 495 code for a protein of 97 amino acids. NCBI's taxonomy places the organism in Eukaryota, Metazoa, Arthropoda, Insecta, Diptera, Psychodidae.
GAUCGCACUGCGAAAAAGAGAGACAAUAGAGCGCCAUGCGGUAUAAAAAGCACGAAAAGUCAGCACCUUGUCAUUAGUUGCUUUUUGUCUCUUGCAUAUUAUCUAUCGCUAAAAAGGAAACGCUACCAGUGGUGUCUUAAGAGUGGAGUAUAUAACAUAGUGACAAAGGACUGAUUUUGUAUAAAGAAAGAAAAAGAGAAAAUGUGGAAGAUCCUUUUUACUUUGUGUGCAUUUGUGACCCUUGUGAUCUCACGGCCUCAGGGUCCCGAUGAGAGGCCUGAACCGUAUGAGUAUCAGUAUGAAGUGAAGGAUCCGGAACAAAAUCUAUUUUUCGAUAAGAAUGAAAUCGGAGAUGCAGCCGGCAAGGUUACAGGACAAUACUCCGUCCUGCUGCCUGACAAUCGGCUCAUGACUGUGUCUUACUCAGUGGAUGGUGAAUCGGGAUUCGUGCCAAAAAUAUCAUUCCAAGAUAAUGCCAACCCAUUUUCUGGAUAAUUAGCGCGACGUACAUCUUUAUAGAUCUUUCAGUGGAGAUUCUUAUUUUUUUCAGUAAAAAAAACUUAUAAAUGAUAUAGAGGAGUCUUAAGUUAUUUUGUAAUUGAUGAACGCCAUUCGAUGGAGAUGAGAUAUUACCUUUUAUGUAUAUAAUCAUAAAUGCAAUAAUUAAAGAGAUGAACAAGAAA